AUGGCUCAAGAUAAGCCCCCCUCGGUGUCCAGCGAGGCCAACAUUGACUCCGUGGCUGCGCCGACGACCGAAAUGGGUGACUUCAAGGAUAAGAAGGACAUCUCGCAUGUCGAGCGAGUGCUCUCUCCCAGUGACAACCCCAAGAAAGACGACAUGGACUACUCAAGGGUCGACAGGGAAGUCCAGGAAUAUGCCACUCGUGGUCAAGUGGAAGUCGACGAUGCCACCAGUAAACGACUGCGGCGGAUGAUCGACCGGCGUGUGCUGGUGAUCAUGAUCUUGACUUAUUUCCUCCAAGCCCUUGAUAAGGGAACUAUGUCGUUUGCUUCCAUCAUGGGAAUCCGAGAGCAGACGGGUCUGGAAGGACAGCAGUAUUCUUGGUUAACCACCUGUAUUUACAUCGCCGUCUUGAUAGUCGAAUACCCGACCAACUGGAUUAUCCAACGAGUCCCCAUUGCCAAAUACCUGGGCAUUAACAUCAUCCUCUGGGGUGCUUGCUUGGCCUUGCACGCCGCCUGCCAUAACUUCGCAGGCUUGGUCACGGUCCGUACCUUGCUCGGUAUCUUCGAAGCCGUUUGCCAGCCAUCAUUCGUGCUUCUUUCCAGUAUGUGGUAUAAGCGAGAGGAACAGGCCAGCACGGUCACAUACUGGUACAUGAUGAACGGAGGCCAGCAGAUUGUCGGAGGUCUCUUAGCAUACUGCUUCAGUCUGAUCGGAAACGAGAAGUCUGUCCAGUCGUGGCAAGCCCUUUUCAUGACUUACGGAAUCAUUUCCGUGUUCUGGGGAGCGUUCGUCAUCUUCUGGAUGCCCGACUCGCCCAUGCGAGCUAAAUGCUUCUCCGAGGAAGACAAGCAUUUGAUGGUUGAGCGUGUCCGUGGCAACCAGACCGGUCUUCAGAACAAGGAAUUCCGCUCCUACCAGAUGUGGGAGGCAUUCCGUGACCCUCAAAUGUACUGUUACUGUGCCAUCCAGGUGUUCACAACGCUGCCCACUAGCGGUCUCGGAGCAUUUGCGAACAUCAUCAUUACCGGGUUUGACUUCACCACCCUCCAGACCCAACUGCUGGCUAUGGUGUUGGGUUUCUAUAUCAUCAUUGUGCUUUUGACUUCGGCCUGGUUGGUCAAGAAGACCUCGCAGAACUUGGUCGUCAUGCUGGGCUUUAUCAUCCCGUCUUUCGUCGGAACAAUCGUCCUGAUGACUGUGGAGAAUCACAACAUGGGCACCAAGGUCGGUCUGCUCAUCAGCUACUACAUCACGCUUUCUUUCUGGUCGGCUCAGAAUCUGUGUCUGUCCAUGGUCUCUCGUAACAUUGCUGGCGCCACCAAGAAGUCUGUGGUUGUUGCCGCGACUUUUGUCUCCUGGGCCGUGGGUAAUGCUAUCGGCCCCCAAGUGUUCCUCGAACGCGAUGCUCCACGCUAUUUCAUCGCCUUCGGUGUCCAUCUUGGUUGUUACUCGGCGAUGACUUUGGCUGUUAUCUUCCUGCGCUUCUAUUUGAAGUUCCAGAACAAGAAGAAGGAGCGCUUGUUGCAGGAGGCCGGUCUGGACCCCAACGACGAUAACCUCUCGCGCGCAUUUGAGGACCGAACGGACCAGGAGAACCUCCACUUCCGCUACAUCUAUUAG
Aspergillus steynii IBT 23096 is the source of this 1623-nucleotide messenger RNA. Its product is annotated as putative 2-ketogluconate transporter. NCBI's taxonomy places the organism in Eukaryota, Fungi, Ascomycota, Eurotiomycetes, Eurotiales, Aspergillaceae. Gene Ontology annotation, molecular function: transmembrane transporter activity. Gene Ontology annotation, cellular component: membrane. The transcript has 5 exons. The record is from RefSeq and is a predicted model, not a curated record. Gene Ontology annotation, biological process: transmembrane transport. The coding region runs from base 1 to 1623 and encodes 540 amino acids.